Molecule: messenger RNA, 174 nt
Organism: Aphanomyces astaci
Lineage: Eukaryota; Oomycota; Saprolegniomycetes; Saprolegniales; Verrucalvaceae
Exons: 2
Coding region: 1-174 (57 amino acids)
Source: RefSeq, a predicted model, not a curated record
AUGACUUGGUUGCAUGUGUCGGGCAAGGGCUUUUGCACCGGCAAGAGCUACAGCACACUGAUCGAAAUCCUCGAAAGUGAACGCCGGGGGACUGGCGCCAACCGAACCCCCAUUGUUGCCAGCAUCAACCACCAUCUCGAUCCUCUCGCUCCAACUACUCGCAACCUUGAAUGA